Messenger RNA from Aphanomyces invadans, 2639 nucleotides. RefSeq lists its product as hypothetical. The coding region runs from base 714 to 2342 and encodes 542 amino acids. Gene Ontology annotation, molecular function: lyase activity. The record is from RefSeq and is a predicted model, not a curated record. Lineage: Eukaryota; Oomycota; Saprolegniomycetes; Saprolegniales; Verrucalvaceae. The transcript has 10 exons. Gene Ontology annotation, cellular component: periplasmic space.
CUCAACACAGCUUUCCAUGAUUUUUGAAUCGUAGUGCGAUCCAAACGUGCAACUCACCGGAUGAAGCUACGACGAUGGAGCGUCGCCAGGCUGCGUGCGAUCUUUCUCGGGCUGUUCGUCGUGUCUGUGGCGGUGACGUGGCAUGUUACCAUGGGCUUGCGCCCGGCUGCGCUUAGCCUGCGCGCGGACACCAGAGCCAAGAUGCAUGCAAGUGCCAAGGCGAGCACGGCGAGCCAAGAAGUUGUCGAGCACACCAAACUUCAACGGGUCGCCAUCAAAGCCGUGACGCCACCAGCCGCCGUUUUCUUUGCUCGAAUCAUUGGGAACGCGUUGCCUCCUCGCCACGACCCCACACGAACGCUAAUUAACCUCGAGUUUGUCCUCGCCCACGAGUUUCAAGAUUCUCGAGUCCAGAAACACUGGGUCUUGAACCGCCUGCUCAACUCCACCAUCGAACAAGCCAUCAUGUCCCUCCUCGAUCAAUACAACGCCAGGUUACUCGUGCCACCAUCUCCUCGAGCAAGAAACUCGCAUCCCACCAUCGUUAUAGCUACAGUCGCAUUCCUUUCGUCCUGGAAGAGUACGCGAACGCACAUUUCACGUUGUUCGACCAAGACGACAACUCCGACCACUUGCACUCGAAUGCGACGCUCGACGAGUGGAAUCAAAAUCUCCUCCUUUCAAGUAUCUAUGACGCAAAGAACUUGUACGCCAUGAGCAUCAACCAUGCUCGCAAUGCCAUGAUCGAGCUCGGCAUUGCCAAAGGAGCCAAGUGGAUUCUCCCGUGGGAUGAAAACUGCUUCCUGACAUCAAAGGCGUGGGACAUGAUUGCCCACGACCUGUUCACUCCAGACGCCGUUGACGACGAUGCGAUCAAAUACUUUGUGGUCUGGAUGGACCGACUCAAAGUCGAGAACGACGUGGUGCUUGAUCCAGCGUACGUACCCAAUGCAUGGGAAGAGCCGCAGAUUAUCUUUCGCCGGGACGCCACCGAACGAUUUGACGAAGCACUUCGAUACGGUCGCCGCGACAAGGCAGCUUUGCUCAUUCGGCUGAAUGUCCCAGGAGUGUGGUUUGAAUGGGGCUGGUCGGCAUGGGAGCGCUUGCGAACCUUUGACAAUCCGUCCAGCGAUGGAAGUCGCCGCUCCACGGACAACCGUCCCAAAGUUCCAUCGACUGGGUUUGUGAUUCGGCUCUAUUCUGGCAACCCAGUCUACGAGGACCAAGCGUUUGGGUUUCACCGGGAAAUGGCUCGAGCAGAAGCAAUUGCUCGACAGCUAGAGUCGCUCGAGGAUCAAGUGAUGCGCGACGUCUUGCAAUUCCACCCGACCAACUUGGUCGUGUACAGCAAACACAAGUUGUUACGAGCCAAACAACUUUUCCAAACCCAAGUGGAUACAUCCCCACUUGACCCUCCUGACAACGACCGCGCCAUCGUGGUGGACGUUCUCAAGCAGGCUGAUCGUGCCAUGCGUUUGGUGGCGAUGCCAACUGCAUCAUUUGUUCGCGCCAAGGCAACUCCCCAGGACGUGUCCGUCGCGUUUGAAUCGAUGGUGUACAACUUGACAGCGCUCGUGUUUGGGUCGUUCAUCUCGAACAACGAAGAUUACGCGCACCAUGCGCUGCAAUUGCUGCACCAGUGGUUUAUUCGACAACCCGACGGCACACUCCCGCAUCCAGCUAAGCUUGUGAGGAGUGGCCAGUUGAUGACGAUGCGGACGCUUCCGCUGUUUCUCGACACGGUCAAACUUUUCCACGACAGCCACUUGGACGCGUACACGUCGGGCGUUCUGCUCCACGUACGGACGUGGCUUCGAAAGUACUACGACGACUUGGCACUCGACAAAGCGUACCGACCCAACGUGGCAUCUCGCUGGUUUCGUUCGGCCAGUCGACGUGGGAUGCAUUACGAUAUGCAAAUGGCGAGUCUUGCGGCCUACUUUGACGAGCCUGCUGUGUAUCGAUACCAUGCCGACACGGUGCAAUCGCGGAUGCUCUCGGACGGCGUCUCGAUUCCAACGAUGCGCGAUUGGGUCCACAUGGCGACGAUCGCGCAGUCCGCCGGCAUCGACGUGUGGGAAUUUCACGACCAUCGGCUGUGUGCGAAUGUGGCCAUGCGAAUUCCGUGCUGCGGAAAUUCGUCCACUUACGAGUGCACCGCCGCGACGACCGCCGACGUGAUGUUUGCGAACGGGUGGGACAUGCUGCCGCUGGUGUUGUCCAAGUGCGUCCAGUGUUCCGCCUUGGCAACGGUCCAGUUGGAGCAACUCGACGACGUGGUUUCGUUGCACGUGGCCAGAGCAUGGCACGUUCCGCCAUUUCUACACCUGUGGCAGACCUAACAUGCUGUGUGUACAUAUACGACGUGGAUGCGUCGACAAACGGCAUCGAUCCAUGCGAUUCAACUGGUCGCGCGUUCCAAACUCGACCAACGCCAGCAUUCAGACUACUACCGCACGUUAGAUUGCGACGGCACGAGGUGGGAUGGCCAGAGCUUGGGGCUCAAGAACUUGGGACGUUGGGUGGCGCGCAAGGGGAGGCGCUGCGAGAAUACGAUCGACGAGAAUGCGACGAACUCUUGGAUCAGCUUGAGAGUUGAGCGCCGUGGAAUCUACUGGGCGGGGGCUUCAUCGUGCGCA